Messenger RNA from Xenopus laevis (African clawed frog), 1452 nucleotides. Its product is annotated as 5-hydroxytryptamine receptor 3A. The transcript is spliced from 9 exons. NCBI's taxonomy places the organism in Eukaryota, Metazoa, Chordata, Amphibia, Anura, Pipidae. Bases 1 to 1428 code for a protein of 475 amino acids. The record is from RefSeq and is a predicted model, not a curated record.
AUGGGCAGAGAUAAGGCAGAAGACAGGAGUAUAACAGAUACAACAAGAAUUUACAGCAAGACAAUACUAAGGAUCUCCAGUUGCACAAUAGGUGGAGGUCAAAGUAAACAAAUCUGUUCAUUCAAUGAUGUACUACAGAAUAUCAGUCUGGACAAAAUUCCAGGUGCUGGUGUACGCCCUGUGAAGAACUGGCAGACAAUAUCAGAAAUCUUUGUAGACAUGUCCCUGUACACUGUUGUCGACUUGGACACAAGUUCCCAAACACUUAUAACAUAUGUCUGGUUAACUUUGGAAUGGACCAAUGAAUUCAUAUCCUGGAAGCCAAAUGACUUCUGUGGGAUUACGGACUUUAUCACUCUGGGAGAUACACUUUGGAAACCAGACCUAUACAUUUAUGAAAUGACAGAGUCAGAUGACAAAACCCCAGUGAUUCCUUACACCAUUGUACAGAAUGAUGGCAAAAUCAUUAUUUCCAAGCCUUUAAGGAUCAUCAGUUCCUGCAACAUUGAUAUCUUCAAGUUCCCAUUUGACACACAGACUUGCAGUCUGACCUUUGGUUCUUACAGUUACACUGUGAAAGAUAUUGUCAUGCUUCCGAGCCUCAAUUCCUCUGAUGUCUACGCAAGCUCUAUGAACAUUUAUGUAAGCAAAGGAGACUGGAGCUUGUUGAAUAUCACAGUCAUAAACCAAACUUUGAUUACUGGUAAUGAAGAAUUUAGUAAAGUUACCUAUAUGAUAACGAUAAAACGGUCCCCUAUUGUUUAUGUGAUUAAUCUCAUCAUCCCAGCUUGUUUCAUGGUUUUCCUGGAUGUUGCCAGUAUGUUCAUACAGAUGGGCUCUGGGGAAAGGCUUGGAUUCAAAAUAACCAUUGUUCUGGGGUUCUCUGUGCUCUUGCUGAUUUUAAAUGAUAUGGUGCCUAAUUCUGACAGCUCCCCUAUUUUAGGUAUAUUCUGCACUGUUUGUCUGGCUGUAAUGGUGACCAGCACGAUUGGUUCCAUUUUAACCAACUAUAUGUUGACACUAUCAGACACGCGGCCAAAUGUACCUAACUGGGUAAAGACUUGGAUCCUAAAACGUUUAGCACGUGUCCUGCUUUUUAAGUUGAACAAAGAUGAGAAAGAUCUUGCAGUCUCAAUAGACACAGAUCCGAAUGUUAGGAAAACAGAUAACCAGCCUGACAUGGCGCUACGAAAGAAAACAGAAGACUCCGUAAAAGCGAUUAAAGUAACUCUGGAAGUGAGUUUAUUAAAAAGAUUGUUGGCUGCGGUUCUGAAGAUACACCAAGACCUGAAUUUGUCCAGGAAUGAGCAGGAUGCCAAAUCAGAGUGGUACCUGGCUGCUCUUGUAGUGGAUAGGCUGAUUCUAUUUUUGUAUUUAAUUAUUGUCAUUGUAAUAUUUUCUGUUGUUAUUAUUGUCUGGACAAAAUAACUUAUAUCUAUAAACAAAAUUACA